Molecule: messenger RNA, 5020 nt
Organism: Phascolarctos cinereus (koala)
Lineage: Eukaryota; Metazoa; Chordata; Mammalia; Diprotodontia; Phascolarctidae
Product: splicing factor 3B subunit 3-like
Cellular component (GO): nucleus
Molecular function (GO): nucleic acid binding; protein binding
Source: RefSeq, a predicted model, not a curated record
UGGAUGAAGACCCGACAGGAAACAAGGCCCUGUGGGACCGGGGACUUCUCAAUGGUGCCUCACAAAAGGCAGAAGUAAUCAUGAAUUAUCAUGUGGGGGAGACAGUACUUUCCUUACAGAAGACCACACUGAUCCCAGGAGGCUCAGAAUCUCUUGUCUACACUACCUUGUCAGGCGGGAUUGGGAUCCUUGUGCCUUUCACAUCCCAUGAGGAUCAUGACUUCUUCCAGCAUGUGGAGAUGCACCUGCGGUCUGAGCAUCCUCCUCUCUGCGGAAGGGACCACCUCAGCUUCCGUUCCUACUACUUCCCUGUGAAGAAUGUGAUUGAUGGGGACCUUUGUGAACAGUUCAACUCAAUGGAGCCCAACAAACAGAAAAAUGUAUCAGAAGAAUUGGACAGGACACCACCUGAGGUCUCAAAGAAGCUAGAAGACAUCCGUACCCGCUAUGCUUUCUGAGCCCAACAGUGGGCAUGUCAAAGACUGUGUUCUAAAGAGAGUUCUGAGGACAUACAGGUUGUUGUUUACCCCCUCUUCCCUCCUUUUUUUCUUUGUGAUCACUUUGCUUUGAUCCCAUGGGACAGGAGGAAGGGGCAGUUAUUAAGAUCUUGAAACAUUUAAACUGAGAGAUGAUUCCAUGCACUCUUUGCAGUGAUGCAUGGCCCUGGCCCAGCCUGGGAUGUCCCCUCUGUCCCAGGCAUAUUCCCUGCUUGAAUUGCUUUUCCCUCCCCACCACACCCUUCUUUUUUGUACACACCCCUCAUUUUUAACUGGUUUUCUUGUAAAUAUAGUUUUGUACAAUGUUGACCUUAGAAGGUGGUGAAUGGGGGCUGUUGGGGAGAGCUGAAAGUGGGACUGCUCAUAUAGUGCAAAUACCAUGAAUUGUACCACUCUGGAUCAGAAGAAAUACAAGCUCAUUCUUUUUACAAGUGCUCUCUUAUUUUCUUCCUUGUGGCUUAAGGCUAGAAUCUACAAGGGAGAUUUAUUUCACCCGUCAGCAAGAUCUAGGUGGCAAGAUUUGGAAAUAAUUGUUUUUUUUUCUUUUUUGGUACUUAAUUGGACUUUAGCGGUCUUUCCAAUUUUGUUCCCUUCUAGAUUUUUCCCUACUUUCCUGCCAUUCUUAUCUGACAUGGGCCACAAAUUACUUCGUAGCUCUCAGAUUCAGAAUACAAAUUGAGUGGAGGUUUAUGACAUAUAAUUAUCAUUGUAAGGCAGAUCGGGCAGGUAACACUUGACUUCUUCUAAUUGGCUUGAGUUCAAGUUACCUAGUAAGUUAGGUGGAUUUCUUGUCUUUUUUCCCAGCCUAAUUUCCUUCUUUAUUAUUUGGUGAAACAAAACCUGCUGCCUUGGCGCCAUAGAUAUUUUACAUUACUUCCAUCAGUGGGUUGCUUUUUGAGAAAACAGUGGCUGGCUCUCCUUGAAGGAGAUUUCUCACAAACACUCACUCCAAGGUGGUUUCAGAUCCCAGUGCUCACAAGGAAGCCAGUGCCAUUGGCUGUCAGGGUAGUGCCAAGUUCUGGAAGUCACAUUACUUCUUUCACCUUCCAGGCCAAGUCACAUAACUGACUUUGAACCAAAAAACAAAGGGGCCCCUGUUAAAAGGAACAUAAGCCUUCUCAAAACAAGAACCAGUCAUCAGCAGCCAUGCCGUUUCCAUUGGAUUCAAUAGUUUCCAGGUGUGAUGGGAAAUGGCCUUUAAGAAAUAGAUGUAGAAGGCGGCCUGUGGGGACUGGGAAUUUGCUGAUGGCCUUUUGGCGUCACCUCCAUUCUUUCAUGGCAGUAAGGAUUGGCACCAAAGUGCCAGCCUAAACACCCUGCCCCACCCACAUCAUCCAGUGUCCCUCAGCACUUCUCAGCCCAUGGCUUGGGACUUCAAGGAGAGAGUUCACUUUUUCUGAUUCAGUAAAAUGGUGAUGGUACCCACUCCGGCAUUGCCCUCCAAGGCAUACAAUAUUAUGUGGCUGCUGCCCAGACCUCUGCUGACAGGCUGUCUUGAUUGCGGGAUUAAGUGAGUCUGCCGCAGCUUCACAUCUCAAAAGAACCAGUGUUGUUAUUGCCUUGUGUUUUAACCUACCUUCCGCCUUCCAUCCUCCUUAGUCUGUGAUUUCUCCUGAUGACCAACAGUAUUUAUACGUAGGAAGGAAAGCAGAGACGAAUUUUCUUUCUCUAGCUUCCUUGUUACCCACCUCUGUUUGAGCUUGGAUACUGGAGCACUUCUGUCUCUCCAACCUCUUUCCUAACUAAAGAUUUGACCCCAAGUCCUCAUUUCAUUUUUCCCACUGUCAGCGGGGGCAUUCCCCCUUAUUUGUUUAUUAGUUACGUAGGAAGGGAGAGAACACAUUGCCUCUGUGUUGACCUAAGGAGCUUGAAGUACCACCCCAUCAUUUCCCUUCCUCUCCUUGGGGAGACCAUUUCCUCGCUUGAGAAUUUAGUUUGUAUGAAUUAUUUUAAGUUGAUGACUUCAGCCUAAAGCAUAAACAGUGCUACAUCAGUCUGCACUGCUGCCAUCACUAGAAACAGGAUAGCUGUCUGGGAAAAUUGAAAUAAGGUCUGAAGGCUAAAGGGAUCCUGCUUCAGCAAUGCCAUUCCUUCACCCGAGGCCAUUUCGGGUUUGUAGAAGGUAGCAUCUUUGCCACAGGUGCAAGGCCAACUACACAUCCAUUCAUUCAUUCAUUCAUAAGACUAUAGAUUGUAGAUCUGUUUUCAACUCGUGCUAACAGCUGUUGGGAAUUUUUCUAUAUGAAUAUUCCAGCUAGCUCAGUGGAUUUGGUUGAGGGAACAGUUGUCCAGCAGCCAAAGCAGGAGUUGUGAUUCAGCCCCAAAUCUUUCCAUUACUCAUGCAUCCUGUCCUCUUAAAGGAAGUUCUGGAUAGUGCUAAGGGUCUUGUCCCUGUUCCAUGUGGGACUGACUCAGCGAAAGCAAGCAAUUUAAUGGUCUCCCAGUGAUAUCAGGAAACCGAAGCUUUCUUAUCCCGGUAUCUGAAAAUAUUCUCCUCUCUGUUUGCCCUGUUCUGUUCCUCCAGUACAUCAGUCAUCUAAGUACACCAAGAGAGGAUCAAAAUCAGUCUCUUGCGGUUUUUCCUCAGAGCUGUGGUUCUGCAGAUAGUUUCUUUUUGACGUUCUUCCAAAAGAAGCAUUCCUCCACAAGUUGAGAUUCAAGUUGGAACUGUGGCUGCCCCAUUGUUUACCCUAAGUUUGGGUUGAUGUCGGAGAAGCUGCCACCAGAGGUGCAGAGCUCAUGUUCUUGACCCUAGAGGGCAGAGCCUGGGACAGUGGGCAAGGUGAAACAAUCACUUGAAGAGGACAUUCUUGGUCCUUUGCUGCUGGGACUAGAUGACCUCAGAGGUCCACUCCAACUCACUCUCUGGCCCUUCUAUUUCUGGGGUUAUUGGAUUCACAUGACAUCAUUAAAGGAUGGAGCCUUUGGGGAUCUGCUAUGUGACAGCUGAGCUAUAUCCAAACCUGAACAACUUGAGGGCUUGCCUGGUGUUAAGAUCUUAAAUAAGGAUGAGAAGGAAGAUUAGGACCUGUCAGAAGGGACGUAACGUGGCCUGGCUCCGGAUUUGCAGGUGGGAGGUGGUGUGCCGGCCAGUAAUAGGUCCGAGGCUACCUCAUUCGCCAAGCAAAGUCCUAAGCAUAGCCAAAGCUAAACCCAUCUGGGCCCUCCUUCAUCUGCCCAUGCCUGCCAGGCAGACUUGAACCGUAACAUGCUUACAGGUUACGCUGGAUCUACACUUGUCUGGUGGGAGAAGUCUCCAUUUGUAUCGUGAGGUAUGUACUGAGUGAAAUCUGAUCUCCAUGGUUCUCACCUUUAACCAUCAGCUCCACCUUGGAAACAAACCAGUCAGCCCAGCUGCACGUUGGCGGAGUGCCCAGGACCUGGUAGAGAGUUGUGUUCUCAAACUGUCUCAUCAGAUAAUGCCUCUAUAGUCAGAAAACAAGAGAGGAGCUGCCUAGACCCUGGCAGAAAAACCAUGGGAGCAAGUGGAAAGUGAGGAGCAAGCAGAGACAGGUGGGCCUGCAGGGGUGUAAGGUGUUCACAGACUUGGGGGGGUGCAGAUCUGGAGAAGGGUGUGGUGGGGAGUGGGUGAGCCUGUCGGCCAGAGACCGACUGUGGUUAGAUGAGAAAAGCAGCCGUGUCAACAAUGCAGAGAUUGUGAUUUGAGGACCAUGGUGGCUGGGAAAGGCCUUUAAGUGACCACAGAAAGGGACUUUUCUCUUGGCCUCACAGGCACUGCUCCUAAUAAACUGGAACCCUGCACUUCUCAGCUACUGCCUAGCCAGGUAAGCUUCCAGGUCACACUCCCAAUCCAUCUGUUAGCCUGAAGCUCUUCCUUUUUCAUUUGCACAGUGCACUGGCCCUCAAAUGUUCUCAUUUCCACUGUCAGAACUGUUGAGGAGUCAUUUGCCAGAUCGUGGUGAUUUAAAAAAAACAUACAAACAAACAACUUUCUGCUUGAAUGAGCCCUUGCCAGUGACAAGAAGAAAGAAGCAAGAACACCUGAUAAUCUGUGAUACUCUGCCUCAGCCAUGAGCAGUCUCCUCUACGCAUUAUCUAUUGUCAGGGACUCGAUUUGGGACUUCAGUUACUUUGACUUCCUGUUAGUGAUCUUGUCAUUCACAAUGUUGUCGUGUGUAUUCCCUUCAUUCUUCCAUCAUUUUGCAGUCAGUUCAGACAAAUGUUUUUCUGAAUUGUCAUUUCUCACCGCACGAUAAUCCAUUCAUACACUCUAGUUUUUCCACCAUUCGCCAAUCGAUGGUUAUCCACUUUUGUGGCAACAGAGAUCUGGAAACAGGCUGCUAUGAAUAUUUUGGCAUUUAUUGGAUUCUUGUUUCUGUCUUUCACUUCUGUUGUAUCAAGGGAUAUGGACAAUUUAGUUUGCUGUAAUUCUGUAUCAAUAUCCAGCCUAGAUGGACCAUUUCACAGUUCAUGCAUUGGCAUUGUUUGUGAUGAGACCUUAUUGGGGCCAAUCAAAGUUAAUGAUUUAUUCUUUGAAUAAAAGCUUAGAUGUUUUCAUCUCA